CCAUGUUGAAGAGUCUGUCAAGCAAACUGCAGCCCGCCAUUGUGUAGAAACCAGGCUCUGUAGGGAGAUAGGGGCGCUUGGCUGGAACUCUUCAAUAGGUAGUCCAAUUUCGCACCCUGCCACUUUUAUUUAGAAGCAAAUACAGUUAUAUAGGCCACAGGGGGAAAGACAUGUCAGCCAGCAGCCUUCUCGAACAGAGACCGAAAGGCCAAGCUAAUAAAGUGCAAAACGGAGCUGUAACACAAAAGGAUACUUUGAAUGACGAUGAGUUUGAGCCUUACCUGAAUACUCAGGCCAGACAGAGCAAUGCCUAUACGGCCAUGUCGGACUCCUACAUGCCCAGCUACUACAGCCCCUCCAUAGGAUUUUCCUACUCCCUGAAUGAGGCAGCAUGGUCCUCAGGUGGGGACCCUCCUAUGCCGUACCUGGCCUCCUAUGGACAGCUGAGCAAUGGGGAGCCCCACUACCUCCCGGACGCUAUGUUUGGCCAACCAGGCCCCCUGGGGAGCAAUCCUUUCCUGGGCCAGCACGGCUUCAACUUCUUCCCCAGUGGUAUCGACUUCUCGGCUUGGGGCAAUAACAGCUCUCAGGGACAGUCGGGGACACCGCAGAGCUCUGGCUACAGCAGCAGCUAUGCCUAUGCUCCUAGUUCCCUUGGAGGUGCCAUGAUCGAUGGACAGUCCCCAUUUGCACCUGCUGCCAAUGAGCCGCUCAACAAGGCGCCUGGUAUGAACAGCCUUGACCAGGGUAUGGCAGGGCUUAAGAUCAGCAGUGCUGCACCUGGUGGUAACGGGGACAUGGCUCCUAAAGUUGUUGGCUCUGGUUUGCCAGGUGGGGGUCCGCUCGGCCCUGUAUCAUCUGUAGGACCUCCUAGCAUGCCUCCUGUCUCAAUUGCCCCUGCCAAGCCUGCUUCCUGGGCCGACAUUGCCAGCAAGCCGGCCAAGCCUCAACCCAAGCUGAAAACCAAGGGUGGUAUGGCUGGUGCCAAUUUGCCUCCUCCACCCAUUAAACACAAUAUGGACAUUGGCACUUGGGACAACAAGGGUACCAUGCCUAAAGCCGCCACCCCUCAGCAGGUGCCCCCUAUUCCCAGCAAUGGGCAGCCACCCAGUCAGGCUUCUCCACAGCCCGGAGCUACGGCUGCAGGACAUCCACAAAUGCCCCUCAGCAAUGGACAACUGGUAACGCCUGUUUCUCAGAUGGGGCAGCAUCAGCUUCCACCCGGUGGGCAGCCAGGUAUGGUUUCAGUGCCCCAGCCUCCGCUCUCCCAGGGUCCCCCUCCUCCAACUCAACAGCAACCCUCUCAACCUACUCGUUGGGUUCCUCCACGGAACAGGGCCAAUGGUUUUGGGGAUGCUGGUGGGAGUGGUACAGGCCAGUCACCUCCCUCUUCUUCUGGUGUGGGUGUUGUUCCUGGGGUUCCCUCUGAGCCUCACCCUGUCCUAGAGAAAUUGCGUAUGGUCAACAAUUAUAACCCCAAGGACUUUGACUGGAAUCCCAAGCAGGGCAGGGUGUUUAUCAUCAAGAGCUACUCAGAGGAUGACAUCCACCGCUCCAUCAAGUAUAACAUCUGGUGCAGCACGGAGCACGGCAACAAGAGGCUUGAUGCAGCCUACCGUUCAUUGGGUGGCAAAGGGCCUCUCUAUCUCCUUUUCAGUGUCAAUGGGAGUGGUCACUUCUGUGGUGUCGCAGAGAUGCGUUCACCCGUGGACUACAACACGUCUGCUGGCGUGUGGUCACAGGACAAGUGGAAGGGUCGUUUUGAUGUGCGCUGGAUCUUUGUUAAGGACGUUCCCAACAGUCAGCUGAGGCACAUUCGACUGGAGAACAACGAAAACAAGCCAGUGACCAACUCUCGGGACACACAGGAGGUACCACUGGAUAAGGCCAGACAGGUGCUAAAGAUCAUCGCUGGAUUUAAACACACCACUUCCAUCUUCGAUGACUUUUCUCACUACGAGAAGCGUCAAGAGGAGGAAGAGUGUGUGAAAAAGGUGGAGGUCCAAGGCAACGAGCCAUAUCCCAGCAACCCAAGCAACAGGACUCAUUACAGGCUUCAGGAGCGUCAAGGACGAGUCAAGUAACAGUUGGUGCUUUGGUCAAAAGACUGCAAUGGCCCCCCCAAAGCCCUGUCCACCCCAUUACAUCAAUACAUUCAGAUCUAUUAAGAAAUUCUAAUAGGGGUGAAGAAUUAACCAAGGACAAAAAAAACUAAAUGAAGACUUUCUUGAUUUCUUUUGACUUUGAAGACUUGGAACUUGUAGUAAAAACAAAUGGAAACGAUUAUUCAUAGGACUACAACUAAAUGCAUAGCAUCCUUAGGUGAAAUCUUUUUUUUGCCCCACCCCAUUCCACUACAUAUCCUUUUCCUCCCCUGUAUGCUGCUUUUUUCCUUUUAUAAAUGAAAGGAUCCUCUGUUUUUAUGGUCCAAGAUAAAGUCUGAAAUUCUCUCUCAAACACGCAUAUCCAACAGAAAUUUGUAAGUGUUGGCUUAUAAUAGUAUCCCAUAGUCAAGAAUGGGCAGUUUGUCUCAGUUUCCUUUUCUUUCUUUCUUUUUUUUUUUAAAAAAAACCCCCUCCUUCGUCCCCUUGUCUUCUGAGGAUGCUCAAUACUCAACCAGGACCCAGUGGAGUUUUCUCUCAGUGGAUUUUCAUCGUAGGCGGGUGUCAACUAACUACACUCACUCCAAAAUCUGAUGCACACAUGCUGGCCAUGUUUUUGGUUGAGAGGACUGCAGAUGUUUAAAAAUGCCCCUCUGUUUUGUUUUUGCAUGUGUUGGGCAGAGUGUGUGGGGAAGGUAGGAUCUGGAGAGGAAGAGAAGGGGGCGCGAGAGUUUGGAAGCAGAAGAAAUGUUGAGUUGAUGAGUCUGGCUCUGUGUAUAAUUUAAAUCUAUCUUUAAAAAAAACGCAGCCCCUCUGUUAACAGUCUUCAUUGGACUUAUUUUACCCUCUUUUUCUUUCUCUUGGACAAGUUAAUUCGUCGUUGCUAUGGGCUGCUUUUUUUUUUCCUCUCGUUUCUCCGUUUUCUAAAGACAGUGAUGUGAGUGGCCUUGCCCCCACUCUUUCUAUUAAUCAGUUCAAAAGUAAUAAAUGUGGUAUAUUCAGCAGAACCAGUGUGCAUUCCCCUUGUUUGACCAUAAAAGCAAUGUUGUCAUGCA
This is a messenger RNA of Solea senegalensis (Senegalese sole), 3157 nucleotides long. RefSeq names its product YTH N(6)-methyladenosine RNA binding protein 2 (gene ythdf2). Gene Ontology annotation, biological process: mRNA destabilization. Gene Ontology annotation, cellular component: cytoplasm. The transcript is spliced from 6 exons. Gene Ontology annotation, molecular function: N6-methyladenosine-containing RNA reader activity; mRNA binding. The record is from RefSeq and is a predicted model, not a curated record. Lineage: Eukaryota; Metazoa; Chordata; Actinopteri; Pleuronectiformes; Soleidae. Bases 171 to 2084 code for a protein of 637 amino acids.